AUGUAUAAAUCUAAUAUAAAUACAUUAAACACUCUGCUCCCAUCACAUAGUUCCAUUCUGACUACCACCCCACGAGGACCUAAACAUGAGAGUUCCAAGACCAGUCCUCAUCACCGCCGUCAGUUCGCUGGCUACCAGUUCCGUCCGAAGAACUUCGUUCCACCUUCAGACCACCAGAUAGCCAGGCUCUUGAACUACUACCGAGGGAUUGUGCACAAAUUCGGUAGAUACCCACAAAAGUCCGCGAGCACACCUAUGGGCGCAAAGUUUGAUCGAUUUGGCGGUAAAAAACGAACGACUAGAUUCGGGAGAAAUACUAAAGCUGGUGGUUUGAGACAAGAUUUGGACAAUAUUAUAUCACCCCAGCAGGGAUUACCCCAGGAGGUACCCAAGGAACUAGUUCCCCAGGAGGUUCCGGUUAACGCUCCGGUUAACGCUCCGGUUGACGCUUCAGCGGAUAGUACGGAGGAGCUCCCUAGAGAGACUAAGGAACCCCAAGCGCGAGGGGAUUUGCUGACCCAAGGGACCACUAUGAAUGAAGCGCAAGGCCAAGCCACUAGGUUCACCGUCAAAAGAACACAAAGGCGCCGACGAAUCCGCACCACCCCGCCGCACGUGAGCUUUGACGAGAAGUGUGACUACCUAGCGUAUUAUUGCUUGAGAACUUACGACACUGGGGUAUUGUGUGGCAGAACAUUAUACUAUGUGGAAUUAAACUUUACGAACUAUUGUAUGCUUGACUACGUCAACUGCAUGGAGAGAUAUGACGUAUGGCAAAUACUUCACAUGGGAGAGUGUUUCGAAUUGAAAGUAUUAGACGAAUAUCUACAUUACCCGUACUUAGAUGAUUACUUUUUGGAUCAUUAUUACGUUAUAGAAGACAUGUAAAUAAAUG
Molecule: messenger RNA, 895 nt
Organism: Ostrinia nubilalis (European corn borer)
Lineage: Eukaryota; Metazoa; Arthropoda; Insecta; Lepidoptera; Crambidae
Exons: 8
Coding region: 1-888 (295 amino acids)
Source: RefSeq, a predicted model, not a curated record